AUGGCGCCCCGCGACGAUAGACCCGAGGUCAGGUUCAGCGAUGCUCCUGGGAUGCCUGAUCCCGGCUUCUACUCCCACGCCGUCACCCUGAAGCAAUCGAGUCGCUUGGUGUUCACGUCCGGAAUCAUCGCGCAGCGACCGGAUGGCAGCUUCCCAGAGUCGCUGGAGGAGCAGGCCGAGACCGUGUACAAGAAUCUCCAGGAGGCGCUGGAAAAGUCGUGCGCGUCUCCGCGAGAUGUGAUCAAGGUCACCUUCUACGUCGUGGACUGGUCGCUAGAGCAGGGCGAGACCUUUAUCAAGCAGUUUGUCAAGUUCAUGACGGAUGAAGAUGGCACGACCCGUCGGCCCAUUACAACGUUGAUUCCUGUCACGAAGCUUGCAAUCCCGGGAGCCAAACUGGAGAUCGAGGUGGUAGCUGCGGUCGGAGGCCAUGCUGAGCGAUACGCAGGACCCUCUGUUCGCUCCUUUGCCCGACCAGGAGCGCCGUCCAAGGUCGACGUGGUGGUGGUUGGCGGCGGCUUCAGUGGUGUGCAAGCAGCGUGGGAUCUGCAAAAGGCUGGGUUGAGCUGCGUUCUUCUGGAAGCGAAGCAUCGCAUUGGUGGCCGAAGCCGGUCGCAGCAACUGCAGAGCGGGCCGGGCAUCAUCGAGCUUGGGGCGACCUGGAUCAACAAGAGGACACAACCAAAAGUGUAUGCCACAGCUAUACGACUGGGCUUGGACGUUGUGGAUCAAUAUACCCAAGGGGACGAAAUCUGGCAGUUCCAUGACGGCGCAGUUGUGAGAACAACUCCUGGCACUCCUCAGGCCGACCAGGUGAACCAAUUCAAUAUCGCGAUGUGUGAGUUGAUCGACGGCGGUGGCCAGGACAUCGACAUCCACAAGACGGACGAGUUCCCCACAAACCUUGACGUUUCGAUGGACACGUGGUCCGAAAGUAAAGGGUUCAGCGAUGAUCUGACCAAGUCCGCGAUGAAGUUCUUUACAAGCGCCGUCGUUGGUCGCGAUCCAGCCGAGACAGGGAUGCAUUAUUUCCUGGAUUACGUCAAGUCAGGGGGAGGAUUCAUGAGUCUCGCGACUGAAGGCGAAGCUGGCGCCCAGUCUCUCAAGAUCAAGCAAGGCACUUCAGCUAUUGCGACUGGUCUGGCGGACGAGAUGAAGCCCGGAUCUAUCUUUAUCAACAGUCCCGUCGACAACAUCCAUCAAACCGCCAAAGGAGCGCUUGUCCACACUGCGACAGGAGACAGCAUAUUCUGUCGGAAAGUGGUCAUUGCCAUCCCAACCAAUACCUACAAACUGAUCAACUUCUCGCCUCCUUUACCUCAUGACAAGAGUGCGCUUGUCUCGCGUACCAAACCAGGCGUAUACGCGAAGGUCAUUCUUACGUAUAGUCGGAUGUGGUGGAGAGACAUCGGAUUAGUGGGCAAAUUCACGAGCUUCAAGGGCCCGAUCUGUUUCUCGUGGGAGAUUUCGGAUGAGUCGCGGCAACAGUACUCCCUGGCGCUAUUCAUCGCGGGGGAGAUCGCAACUAGAUGGGCGACGCUGAACGAGCUCCAACGCAUCGAAGCCGUGAUUGACCAUCUGGCCGAGCUGGUGGGUGACGAGCACGCACACCUGGCUAGAGACGACGUCCUCGAAGUCAACUAUGUCAACUGGGGCGAGGAAGAAUACCUGGGUGGCGCACCCACGUCCGCGAUGGGACCUGGGAUGCUCUCCAGGUACGGUGCAGCGCUGCGACAGCCAUUCAAACACAUCCACUUUGCAGGUGGUGAGACGGCGUUUGAGUGGAAGGGGUAUCUCGAAGGUGCUCUUAGGGCGGGGAGCCGUGCGGCCGAUGAGGUGCUUGCCUGGGCGAAGGAGGAGGGUCUGAUCGGAAAGGUCUCGGCGAACCUGUGA
Fonsecaea nubica is the source of this 1893-nucleotide messenger RNA. RefSeq lists its product as hypothetical. The coding region runs from base 1 to 1893 and encodes 630 amino acids. The record is from RefSeq and is a predicted model, not a curated record. Gene Ontology annotation, molecular function: oxidoreductase activity. The transcript is spliced from 3 exons. Lineage: Eukaryota; Fungi; Ascomycota; Eurotiomycetes; Chaetothyriales; Herpotrichiellaceae.